Sturnus vulgaris (Common starling) is the source of this 929-nucleotide messenger RNA. The record is from RefSeq and is a predicted model, not a curated record. Lineage: Eukaryota; Metazoa; Chordata; Aves; Passeriformes; Sturnidae.
CCGGCUGGGCGCAGGACUCAUCCCGCACCUCCGCAAAGCCCAGCGCGAUGCCGCUCAGGAAACCCGAGCCGAAGAAGGAAGCAGCCAAAGCAGCCGCAGGCUCGGAGCCUGCCUUCGAUCCCAAGAGCGUGAAGAUUGAAUUCACGGCGGAGCAGAUUGAAGAGUUCAGAGAAGCCUUCGGGCUGUUUGACCGGACGCCUGCGGGGACGAUGCAGAUCAGCUACGGACAGUGCGGGGACGUGCUCCGGGCGCUCGGCCACAACCCCACCAACGCAGAGGUGCUCAAGGUGCUGGGCAAGCCCAGACCAGAAGAAAUGAACACAAAGAUGCUGGACUUCGAGACCUUCCUCCCCAUCCUGCAGCACUUCACCCGCAACAAGGAGCAGGGCACCUUCGAGGACUUUGUGGAAGGGCUGCGAGUCUUCGACAAGGAGGGCAACGGGAUGGUCAUGGGGGCCGAGCUGCGCCACGUGCUGGUCACACUGGGAGAGAAGAUGACAGAAAGCGAGGUGGAGCAGCUCAUGGCAGGGCAGGAAGAUGCCAAUGGCUGCAUCAACUAUGAAGCUUUUGUCAAGCACAUCAUGUCUGGCUGAAAUGAGAAACUUCAGCUCUUGACAUUUUGGGUUCAUCUGAGAAGGAAUACUCUGGAUACUCUCAUCCCAAAGGUUCUUUGCAUUCAGUCCUGUCCCACUUGUCUCCCAGGCUCUCAGCAAUAUUUGAACCCCCCUGAGCCCCGUGAGGAGUGAGAUUCCUCCGUCCAGGUCCUUUCCCUGGGAUGUUUUGCCUCAGCCCUCGUGAAGCUCUGCCCACCACGUGUGUGUGCCUAAGCCUGGUAUUCAAUGACAUAUCUGAAACUAGGUUUUAAAGUUACUCUUUUCAGGUUUUCCCCGUGACAUUUCUCUCAUUAAAUUUCAUUCCUUCCUCCCUUA